Messenger RNA from Brettanomyces bruxellensis, 1365 nucleotides. It is a transcript of the gene ERG13, whose product is annotated as 3-hydroxy-3-methylglutaryl coenzyme A synthase. Gene Ontology annotation, molecular function: hydroxymethylglutaryl-CoA synthase activity. NCBI's taxonomy places the organism in Eukaryota, Fungi, Ascomycota, Pichiomycetes, Pichiales, Pichiaceae. The record is from RefSeq and is a predicted model, not a curated record. Bases 1 to 1365 code for a protein of 454 amino acids. The transcript has a single exon. Gene Ontology annotation, biological process: ergosterol biosynthetic process; acetyl-CoA metabolic process.
AUGUCCCCAAAAAACGUCGGUAUUAAGGCUCUUGAGCUCUACAUUCCUGGCCAAUAUGUUCACCAGGCAGAUCUGGAGAAGUACGAUGGUGCUUCGACCGGAAAAUACACCAUUGGCUUAGGUCAAACAAAUAUGGCCUUUGUCAACGAUCGUGAAGACAUCUACUCAAUGGCAUUAACAGUUCUCAAAAAUCUUAUUGACAAAUAUGACAUAGAUGUGAACAACAUCGGACGUUUGGAAGUCGGUACUGAGACCCUUUUGGAUAGAUCUAAGUCCGUGAAAACCCUUUUAAUGCAACUAUUGGGUGAUAACACAGAUGUUGAAGGAGUCGACACCAUUAAUGCUUGUUACGGUGGUACUGCUGCCGUCAUUAAUGCUAUAAACUGGGUCCAAUCCGACUCAUGGGAUGGUAGGGAUGCUGUUGUUGUGUGUGGUGAUAUUGCUAUUUAUAGCAAGGGUGCCGCAAGACCAACUGGUGGUGCCGGUACCGUUGCUCUUUUGAUUGGUCCUGAUGCUCCAAUUGUUUUUGAUCCUGUUAGAGGAUCCUUCAUGGAGCAUGCCUACGAUUUCUACAAGCCUGACUUUGCUAGUGAGUAUCCUUACGUCGCAGGACACUAUUCAAUGGCCUGCUAUGUCAAGGCAGUUGACCACUGUUACAAAGCUUAUUCAAAGAAGGCUAAGGCACGUGGUUUGAGCAACUCCAAGACUGACACUGUUGGUUUGGAUUACUUUGAUUACAAUGCUUUCCAUGCUCCUACUUGUAAGUUGGUUGUUAAGUCUUACGCUAGACUCCUUUACAACGAUUACAUGCAAGACAAUUCCUUGAUCCCAGAUUUGGAUGCCAAGACUUACAAUGAAAUGUCGUACGAGGACUCCCUUGUUGACAAGGCUCUUCAACGUAAAUUUAUGGCUCUUGCCAAAGAUAAAUAUGAGGAACGGGUUAAGCCAUCUUUGGAGCUGCCAACUAAUAUUGGAAACACUUACAGUGGUUCCUGUUGGGGUUGUUUGUCAUCCUUGUUGUACUUUGUCGGCAGUGAGAAACUACAGGGAAAGAGAAUUGGUCUUUUCUCAUAUGGUUCUGGUCUUGCCGCUACUCUUUUGUCUAUGAAGGUUGUUGGUGACAUCUCCAAGAUCACGAAGGUUCUUUCUGUUAAGGAGAGAUUGGACUCCAGAAUUCAGAAGAGUCCAAAGGAAUAUGAGGAAGCUAUUGAGUUGAGAGAAAAAGCAUACAUGAAGAAGUCUUUCAAGCCUGUUGGAAGUAUCGAUUACAUUCCAGAGGGAACGUAUUAUUUGAAAGAGAUUGAUGACAAGUUCAGAAGAUCUUACACCAGAAAAGGUGCCAAGAAUGAGGAGACAUUGGCCUGA